UUUCAACACUCUUAUCGUCAUCGACAACAUCACCAGCAUCUGAUCAACAAUUAUUUGAACAUAAAACAUAUUGUCAUGUCUUCGAUAAUUGUAAACAAGAUGGGAAAACAGUUGUUAGUAUUCUUCGGGAUGUUCUUCUUCGAUUAAAAUCAUCAAAUCCUGAAAUUGAAUUUGCAUACAUACGUGCAGGAAAAGGGCCAUGCGAUCGUAUGGCUGCAACUAUUAAAUGUAAUAUUCGUCGUUACGUUGAUGAAAAACCCAAUUGUACAAAUAGCCAAGAAUUUGUUGUGGCGGCACGUUCCACAAAAUAUUUAUCAAUUUAUCAGAGUUUAAUUCCGUCCAAUCCAAUAACAGCAUCAAAUCGAAAACUUGAAAAAGCAACGUCAAGUUCAGUAGAAGAUAUUGAAGUUACAGUUUGGAGAGCGUGGAAUGUUGGAUAUGGUAAAACGUUUUUAUGGUCAAAAAUGAAUACAGUUCAACAAAUAUCACCUCUUCAUGUUGUUGAACAAAAUUCAAAACCUAGUCAUACUUGGUUAUCCGAAAAAGCGAGUGAUGAUAAUGAUUCAAAUGCUUCACCAAAAGGAAAUGUUAAUUUAAGUGAUUCAGCACAAGUUAACAAUUCCGGCUUCGUGACAUUUGAUUGUGAAGAAGAACGCUGCACAAAACAAUUUAUGAGACUUGGUAAUUUAACGAUACAUAUGACAACAGGCAAGCAUGAUAUUGAACAGAAAAAAUAUUCAUUAUUAGACAAAUCAAAAUUAUUGUAUAAACAAAAAUUAGAAAAUGUUACAUUGCAAGCUAUUCCGAAUUUACAAAAUUUCAAAGUAAUCCGAUCAGCAACAAAUAAACAACAUUAA
This is a messenger RNA of Didymodactylos carnosus, 857 nucleotides long. The record is from the annotation of a GenBank genome assembly. NCBI's taxonomy places the organism in Eukaryota, Metazoa, Rotifera, Eurotatoria, Philodinida, Philodinidae.